This is a messenger RNA of Coccinella septempunctata (seven-spotted ladybird), 1955 nucleotides long. RefSeq names its product docking protein 3 (gene Dok). The transcript has 3 exons. Gene Ontology annotation, cellular component: cytoplasm. The record is from RefSeq and is a predicted model, not a curated record. Bases 223 to 1674 code for a protein of 483 amino acids. NCBI's taxonomy places the organism in Eukaryota, Metazoa, Arthropoda, Insecta, Coleoptera, Coccinellidae. Gene Ontology annotation, biological process: positive regulation of MAPK cascade; cell surface receptor protein tyrosine kinase signaling pathway.
UAAAUAAAUACAUGUCAAAAUCGCAAAAAGAAUGACUAAUUUUUGGUAUGUUUGCAAUCAUUUAAAAAUUGAUCCACAUAAAUUAUAGUGUCACUGUUAUCAUCAUCACUUAUCAUCAGGAUUCAGGAAGUUGACAAAUACUUUGCGUAGAUUGAUAGCAUGUAUACAGUUUUCAGUCUGGAAAUUUUACUUCUUUUCGCCAAUAAUCAAGAUAUGUGAAGUAUGAUGGAACAUGAAAAACCAAUUUAUCGUGGUAAUUUACUUUUACCAGCUGCUGGAAAAAUUUUAUUGAAAAAAUCCUGGCACCAAAAAUAUUGUAUGUUAUUCAAGUCAAGCAAAUUUGGGAUAGAACGAUUGGAAAUUUAUGAUGGGGCUGAUUCAACUAAACAAUUACAUAAAAUAAUCAAUUUACAAGAUUGCAUCAAGAUAAUACCUAGAAGCCCAACAUGUUUUGCGAUAACUACAAAUUCUGCCCUUCAUGAAUUUGAAGCUCCAUCAACUGGUUUGAUGAAGGAGUGGCUGUCUUCUUUGCAGUCAGUUUGUUUCCCUGAUGAUUGUUCUAAGAUCACUAGUGUGGAAGAAGAUAAUGAUCUAUACUGCCCAUCAGGAGAAGGUAUAUUUAAUGUGAAACUUCAUUCAUCUCCUGCUUCUACAAGAUGUGGCUUAGAAUCUAAGCAGUAUUUACUAGUUUUAACUAACAACAGUGUGCAAUUGAGAAACUGCCAUGAUAAUAAAUUGCUUUUCACUUGGCCCUACUGCUUCAUUAGGAGGUAUGGAUAUAAAAACGGGAUGUUUACUUUUGAAGCAGGAAGAAAAUGUGAGUCUGGCGAAGGAAUAUUUUACCUUCAACAUUCAGAUCAGCAAGAAAUCUUUAGAUGUUUCUCAUCAAAAAUAAAAUCUAUGAAAAAACUUCUAUCAAAUGAAACAUUCCCAACAAUUUUCGAUAUGGAUUCUUCAUUUCAUACAGCAUUGAGUAUGGAGGCUAGAUCUAGGAGUCCCCUACCUUUAUCUCUAGCUUCAUUACCUUCAAUGCAUGAUAUUGAACAAAAUUCAUCUUCGAAACCUCCCGAGUUCAAUGAUUUACUGGCCAGUAAACUCAAGCCCAUUGGUAGACCUAUUCCAACUAAGCCUCCAAGAAAACACAUUCCUCCCAAAGAUGAUGGCUCUAAGCAACUCUAUGAAGCAGUUAAUAAAUAUGAUGAAAUCGAAUAUAUAAGUGAGGCUUGGAAGACCAUGGGAGUUAAUGACGUGACCCACAAAGAGGUUGUAGAACCUGAAGAGGAAUACAUGUCUUGGGGAGGAUUAGAUAAAAAAGCACCCAACAAGGUUACUACCACUAUUCAAGCCCCCAAAGUAAUUUUAGAACCUCAGAGUCAAGAGGACUAUGAUAAGCUAAAUUUCUUUGGGUCCAAAAGCAAAUUUAAUAACUCGGGUAGCAGUUAUAAGCAGGUCAAGGUCACCUCCAAUGAUUCACUGAAUCCACCAUCAUUCAACGAUUAUGAUGAAAUCGAAGUUGAACAUUUAGCAAAGGGCCUUGCUAGUGAUGAUAAAAAAAUGGCCAAAAAUUUCAUUUCAGUUAAACCGUCCCUCCUUAAAUCAAAAGACAAUCAAAUUAGUCACCAAUUCCAUAACAAUGAACCUUAUGCAAUAAUUAGCAAGCCAAAACAAGUCUAGUCUCAGAUGUAAUUCAAAUUUGAAAUUUUGAUUCAUGGUGAAAAGAAAUUAUUGCUAUUAAAAUUGUGCUCAAACUACUAAUCCCCAAAAUAUGUAUUAUGAGAAAGUAUUAAGUGAUAGUAACUAAAAUAAUAUUUCUAUCAUAUUUAUAAGAAUACAUUUUUACUGCCGUUCUUGUUAAUGUUAAAAAUAGAAUGUGUGUCAAAACGAAAGUCGAAUGUGCCUUAUAUUUUUAUGUAUAAAAUUAUAUUUACCAUUAAUAAAUAUUUUUACCAACCAAA